CCCAGAAGGAAAAGAAAAAAUGGGGUCUCUUGUAGUGUCUUCUCUUACUCUAGCAAUAGCCAUAAUCCUUUUCACUUUGCCAUGUGAAAUCUCAGCUAAUAAAUACUCAUAUCCCUCACCACCACCACCCAAACAUGCACCUUACCACUACCCAUCUCCACCACCACCACACUCACCACCGCCUCCUUACCAUUACUCAUCUCCACCACCACCAGUUCACAAACCCUACCCUCACCCCCACCCAGUUUACCACUCUCCUCCACCACCACCAGUUCACAAGCCCUACCCUCACCCUUACCCAGUGCACCACUCUCCACCACCACACAAGAAGCACUACAAGUACCCGUCUCCGCCACCACCGGUGCACAAGUAUCCUCACCACCACCCUCAUCACCCGGUGUACCACUCUCCACCACCACCAGUCCACCACUACGUUCCCCACCCAGUUUACCACUCUCCUCCGCCACCACACAAGAAGCCUUACAAGUACCCGUCUCCUCCUCCUCCAGUUCAUUCUCCACCUCCACCACACUACUACUACAAAUCUCCCCCUCCACCUCACCACUACUAGAUACAGUGCUCAUUAAAUGGAUCUAAUAAUAUGCGGAAAGAGUGUGAAAGAAAGAAGGAGGUGAAAGUAGGUGGCGGAGCACUUUUCCAAUGCAUAGAGAAGAAUAAGAGAGAAACUAUUACUUUUGCAUUGUCUCAUAAUUUCGUUAAAGUGUUAUUUGACUAUUAUAUUUUGUUGAGAAGCGCGUUUUAAAUUUUAAUUUAUUGUGAUCUACUUGUUUGUAUUAGACAGUUGUAAGGCACUGCACCCCUCAAUACUUCGGUUUCUAAUAACUAUUCCCUCUUUCGUGGCGGGAAUAAGUUUCGUCACUUAUAUUGUAUUCCAUCUGUAAGGUUUUCGUAUUUAAAUAAUCAUAAAUUUUUUUAUAGUAA
Arachis stenosperma is the source of this 942-nucleotide messenger RNA. Its product is annotated as extensin-3-like. Gene Ontology annotation, molecular function: structural constituent of cell wall. The transcript is spliced from 2 exons. The coding region runs from base 20 to 571 and encodes 183 amino acids. The record is from RefSeq and is a predicted model, not a curated record. Gene Ontology annotation, biological process: plant-type cell wall organization. NCBI's taxonomy places the organism in Eukaryota, Viridiplantae, Streptophyta, Magnoliopsida, Fabales, Fabaceae.